Molecule: messenger RNA, 3173 nt
Organism: Nymphalis io (European peacock)
Lineage: Eukaryota; Metazoa; Arthropoda; Insecta; Lepidoptera; Nymphalidae
Gene: Vinc
Product: vinculin
Exons: 26
Coding region: 109-2946 (945 amino acids)
Biological process (GO): cell adhesion
Molecular function (GO): actin filament binding
Source: RefSeq, a predicted model, not a curated record
CUCGGUCGAGGUUCGGUUGUGUUUUGCGUUUUUUGUGUUAUUUAUUAUUUUGUGAAUGCCGUGUCGUGUUUCAUUUAUUAUAUUAUAUAUGUAUUAACACCAUAAAUCAUGCCGGUGUUCCAUACUAAGAUAAUCGAGAGCAUUUUAGAGCCGGUAGCUCAACAGGUCUCUCGUCUGGUGAUACUUCAUGAAGAGGCAGAAGAUGGUAACGCUAUGCCGGACCUGGCACGGCCGGUGCAGGCCGUGUCGCUGGCUGUUAAUAAUUUAGUCAAGGUGGGUCAUGAAACAAUCGAGUCGUCUGACGAUGCAGUGCUUCGGACUGACAUGCCGGGUGCGUUGCGGCGAGUGGAAGGAGCAGCCACACUGUUGCAGCAGGCUUCGGAUAUGCUCAGAGCAGACCCUUAUUCUGGACCUGCUAGAAAAAAACUCAUCGAAGGUUCCCGCGGUAUUCUGCAAGGGACGUCGGGGCUACUGCUCUGUUUCGACGAAUCGGAAGUGAGGAAAAUUGUAAAAGAGUGCAAGAAGGUGCUAGACUAUCUAGGUGUUGCAGAGGUGAUAGAUACAAUGGAAGACCUGGUCCAGUUCUUGAGAGAUAUUUCACCAGCUUUAUCGAAAGCCGCUAGAGAGGUCGCGUCCAGGGCGGCGGAACUAACCCACCCCCCUCACGCGGAGACUCUCACUCGUUGCCUGGAGAGCGUCAAGCGGCUCGCUCCCGUCCUCAUCUGCUCGAUGAAGAUAUACAUACAUAUAUUAUCUGAGGGAGGUAAAGGAAUUGAAGACGCCGCUGAAAAUAGAAAUUAUUUAGCACAGCGCAUGGCUGACGAGAUACACGAAAUUAUUCGAGUUCUACAGCUAACAUCGUACGUCGAGGACGGCGGCGAGAAGGACAACGUCGCCGUACUGAAAGCUCUGCAGAGCAUGAUCCAAAACAAGUCGGCGGCGGCGCACGAGUUCCUCGACGACGGCGGCGCGCUGCGGACGAGCGCGGGCGAGCGCGCGCUGCGGGGGGUCCUCACGGCCGCGCAGCGCGCCGCCGAGCACGUGGCGCCCGCGCACGCGCAGCGCCUGCGGGCCACGGCGCGGUCCGGCGGCACCAACGCGGAUAUGCUGUGCGACGAGCGGCAGUACGGCCACGGGAUGGAGCCGAAGGCUCAAGCCCUCGCUUCUGAGCUACGGAACCAAAUCAACGAAAUAGAGAAUAUAGUGAAUGAGGGUGUCCGAGCGGCGGAGAAGCAAGGCGGCAAGACUAUAGCGGCCAGGCUGGAGACAGCCCACAAGUGGUUACUGCACCCAGCCGCUGAUCCCUCCACCAGGAUCGAGGGGCAGAAGGCCAUCAACAGCAUCGUUUCUCAAGGACAAAGAAUAGCGGACAACCUGCAGGGCCGCGAGAAGGCGGAGGUGCUGCAGCUGUGCGCCGACGUGCAGCGCCGCGCCGACCUGCUCGCCGAGCGCCUCGGCGCCGGGGGCGACGCCGCCGCGCUCACCAGGGAAUUGACGGACAAACUCCACGCGCUGAAGCGUGGGAUGGAGCGGGCGGUCGUGAACCGAGUGGUUGAAGACUUUAUAGAUGUCGCGGCUCCUCUGAGACACUUCACCGACGCCGUUAACGCACCGGAAGGUACUCCCGGGCGUGAACAAAACUUCCAGGAGAAGUCUGCAGCGUUAGCGGCCUUCAGUCACAAAGCCGCCGCCGCCGCGAGUAUGGUCGCUGAAGGCGUGCGACACAAUAAGCGGCUGGCUGACCAGCUCAUCCACAAUGCUCAGGAGGUAGAAAAAUUGUCUCCACAAUUGAUCUGCGCUGGGAAGAUUCGCCUCCACUAUCCAGAGAGCAAGGUCGCCGAGGAACACUUCAACAACCUUCGCGACCAGUAUUCGGAUGCGGUGCUCCGCUGCCGGGACCUCUGCGAUCAGGCCGUGGACCCGCUGGACUUCGUACGGACCGCCGGCGAAUUGAUGCAGAAACACACGUACCUGUGCGAGGACGCCAUCAGGAACGACGACUCGCAGAAGAUGGUCGACAACACCUCCGCCAUCGCGAGGCUGGCCAACCGCGUGCUGCUGGUGGGCGGCGCCGAGCGCGACAACACGGACGACGGCGACUUCGCGGGCGCGCUGGGCGCCGCGCACGCGCGCCUGCAGGCCGCCAUCGCGCCCGCCGUGCGCGCCGCCAAGCGCGUCGCGCUCGCCGACCGCGCCGCGCCGCCGCUGUGGCGCCGCGCCAACGCAGAGAUCCUCGCGAGCGCCAGCGGCGUGGAGGAGGCGCUGUCGCGCGCGGGCGCGCCCCCCCCGCCGCCCGCCGCGCCGCCGCGCCCCCCGCCGCCCGCCGGCGCCGCCCCGCCGCGCCCGCCGCCGCCCGACACCGACGACGAGGGCGAGGACAUCUUCCGCCGGCAGCCGCACCCCAGCCAGCCCAUCCUGGUGGCGGCGCACAACCUGCACAAGGCGGUGCGCGAGUGGUCGUCGAAGGACAACGAGAUCAUCGCGGCCGCCAAGCGCAUGGCCAUCCUCAUGGCGAGGCUGUCCGACCUCGUGCGCUCCGACUCCAAGGGCAGUAAACGUGAGCUGAUAGCAACAGCCAAGGCGAUCGCUGAAGCGUCCGAGGAAGUGACUCGUCUCGCCAAGAAGCUGGCCCUCGAGUGUACCGAUAAGAGGAUUCGUACCAAUUUGCUGCAAGUGUGCGAAAGGAUCCCUACAAUUGGAACACAGCUCAAGAUAUUAUCCACCGUCAAGGCAACCAUGUUAGGGGCACAGGUGGGCAUGCCGGAUUACAAAGGUAGCGAAGAAGAUCAGGAAGCAACUGAAAUGUUGGUCGGCAACGCGCAGAACUUGAUGCAAAGCGUGAAAGAAACGGUGAAAGCAGCAGAGGGCGCUUCAAUCAAGAUUCGCACGGAGCAGGGCGCGUACCGCCUGCGCUGGGUGCGCCGCUCGCCCUGGUACCAGAUAUAGGCUCGCAGCAUACAUACGGCACACUGAAUUAUUAAAAAAACGACAAUACGUACAUUUAAAAAAUUCUUCUCCAUAUUUCUUAUACCUAUCUAAUCUAAUAUGGCCGCCAGAUAUCAAAAUAUGACACUAACAACUGUCACAGCAUAUGUCAAUGUCGGUGGAAGAAUUUAUUUAAUUCACGAUAUAAAAACUCUAUGAAUCAGUUCAAUAAAAUAUUAAAAGCAAAA